Molecule: messenger RNA, 2871 nt
Organism: Chrysoperla carnea
Lineage: Eukaryota; Metazoa; Arthropoda; Insecta; Neuroptera; Chrysopidae
Product: WD repeat-containing protein 6
Exons: 8
Coding region: 1-2871 (956 amino acids)
Biological process (GO): tRNA methylation
Cellular component (GO): cytoplasm
Molecular function (GO): protein binding
Source: RefSeq, a predicted model, not a curated record
AUGAAUUUAAGUAAUAAUAAGGCUAUUCGUACACAAUUACACAAGCGAGUCUCUAGCGUGAAUACUUUUAAAGAUAAAUUAUCUGAAAAGAUGGUUAUUAUCAUUACAAGCAUUGGUAAUUAUCUGCACAUUUAUCAAAGAUGUAAUUUACUAUUGUUAUUCAAAAAAGAAAUUUUCGAUGGACAAAAAAUUCAUAGUAUUAACUGCGAAAAUAAACCAUUAAUUAUAUUUGGUGGCCGUGAGCUAUGUACGUUUACUUUGCAUUUACAAGAGGAGUAUAAUGUUGAUAAAUUUAUUCACAAUUUGCAAAACAUACAGUAUGAUGAUUGGAUAUUGGAUGCAAUUAUACAUCGUAAUGAGAUUAUUACAAUAUCUGCACAUAAUGUUGUAAUUGGCAAAGAUUUAAAAGAUAAUAAUAUAAAAUGGGAGAAACCAUGCGAUGUUAAUUCUAUUUUAUAUGGAGCUACUAUAGCAAAGAAAAACAAUGAAUUGUUUAUAUUGGCUGGAACAGUUUUUAGUGAAAUACUUAUUUGGUCACCGAAUGUAUCUUCAAGUGUUUUAUAUCGUUUAACUGGGCAUGAAGGAGUUAUAUUUUCAAUAACUUGGAAUGAAAAGAAAAAUAUUAUCUGUUCGACGUCAGACGAUCGUACUGUACGAUUGUGGAAAGUAAAUUUCAAUUUAAAUAACGAAAAUAAAGAACCAGCACAGGCAAUUGAAAUCAAACCAAAAAUUGUAAUGUAUGGUCACACAGCUCGGGUAAUGCGUGCAAAAAUUUUAUCUGAUUGUAUCAUUUCAAUUGGCGAGGAUUCAUUAAUCAAUAUUUGGAAUCAUAAUGGUGGUCAUUUACGUAAAAUUGAAGCACAUCAAAAUGACUGUAUAUGGUCGCUGGAUUGCGAUGAGACAUACAAUCAAUUGAUCACUGGAGGUGGAGAUUCUGGUAUAUGUUUACAUUCAAUUAAAGAAGAUAUGCGUAAGAAUGUAAUUGUGUGUCCAUCUAAUGAUGAAAAAAAUGCUUUUAAAAAGACAUGUUUUUUAAAUGAAUCGAAUCUUGUUAUUAUCACUGAAUUAGGAACACUUUAUCAUUUUAAUUGUAAUAGUGGUAUUAAAAUUGUUGCAGAAAUUAAAGGCUUUCAGAAAAUUUUGUUGGAAGUAUCACCAGAUCGUGUACACGUUGCUGUUGUUGGUGCUGAUAAUGUAAUUUUCAUUUAUCACCUGAUAAAAUGUGAACUAACUGAGAAAAAAACAAUUAAAAUCGAUACAAGCGAUACCAUUUUGUCCUUACAUUGGUUAAAUGGAAGCAAUAUAUUAAUUUGUGAUAGUUUAGGCCAGUUAAAACUUGGCAAUGUUGAAGAUGGAUUAUUCAAUAUUUGUGGUAUUUUACCCAAAACUAAAGAACGAUGGACAACUGCUGCUUGUAAACAUAAACAGUUUAUUAUAGUUGGAGACCGAGGCGGCAAUAUCCAUCUGUUUGAUGAAUUCAAUAAUUUACAUCAAACAUUAUUAAAAGUUCAUGGACGUUUGGGUAUUCCUUGUUUGAAAAUAAUCAAUUCAAUAUUAAUAACAACAGGUCGGGAUGGUAUGGUAAAAAAAUUUAAAAUAAAUGAAAAUUCGAAUAAAUUGGAAAUUUAUUCAUCGACAAAAAUUCCUUUUAAGUGGUGUGCCAAUGUAAUUCAAAAUCAAUCUUUAGUAAUUGGUUUCCUUGAAUUUAAUUUUGUUAUAUGGAGUAUGAAUUUAAAUAGAAAAAUUUUCGAAUAUAAUUGUGGCGGAGGGCACCGCUCAUGGGAUUUAUAUAUUUUAGAUAAAAAUCAUUUUAAAUUUAUUUAUAUCAAGGACAAAUAUGUUCAUGAAAUAACAGUUUCUACAGAUAGUUUUCGUAAUUUGGAGCAAGGAUUCCAUAGUCAUGAAAUUAAUACGAUUAUUCCUGUUUUAUUCGAAAAUAAUUUAAUUUCCGUAUCCGGCGGUGAAGAUACUACUUUAAGAAUUAGUCGUUAUACUAAGUCAAAUUUCAGCAUAAUAUCCACGCACAAUUUUCAUUUAUCUAGUAUUCGAUGUUUAUAUUCAAAUCAACUAACCGAAAACGAAACUUUAAUAUAUUCGGCUGGUGGACGCGCACAGUUAGUUUUAAGUAAAUUAGUUUAUGAAAAUAGCUCAAUUGAAUUUGAUACCAUUUUAUCACAAUCGUUAAAAAUAAAUAAUCAAAAAUUCGAUCCCGAAACACGAAUUAUGGAUGUUAUUUCAUUUCAGUCGGAAGAUAUGAACUUUUUAAUUUUUAUCGCAUGUUCCGAUGGAAAUUUACGUGUAUUUCGAAUACUUCGAACCGAUAAACUAGUUUUAUUAUCAAUGGGUACAAAUGGAAAAAUUUUAUUUUGGGAUUUUUCAUUUUUACUUGAUAGUGAUAUUCCACAAAAUGUGAAUCCAUUUUUUCAAUACGACGAGAACAUAUUUUUAUUAGCUACUGGUGGAGAUGAUUGUAAAUUAAAUUUAUCGUUAAUUGAACUUUUUGAUGACGUUAAAGUUUUAUCAUCUUGGAAUACGGAUAAAUAUUUUUGCUCACAAGUUACUGGUAUAAUAAUUAUUGAUCAAUUUUUAUUCGCUUGCUCAACUGAUCAACGUGUUACAAUUUGUGAGUUAAUUGUAGUUGAUAAAAAAUAUGUAGAUUGUAAAUUUGUUACACAAAAAUGUUCGACUAUAUCAGAUUUAUUAGGUUUAUGUAAUUUUACCACUGCCGAUGUAGAUGAUUAUGCAAUAUGUGUUUAUGGCAAAGGAAUUGAAUCAAUUACACCCGUCAAAACUACAACACGGCAUGUGGUUGCUUUAUUAGUUAUUCGUUUUGAAACUAUUAUUCAAGUUGCUAGAUUAAUAUUUUUAUAA